AUGCGACGCAAAGUCUCCCUUGCGCUUGCCAAUACUUCACAGCGAGUCGUUAAUUUGCGAGGACCUGCAACAAAGGCGGAAUCGAAGGCAAGACCUGGACGAGAUGGUGAUCGUGUCGGAAGUGAUACUUUGGCACAACCGCAGCUAGCGGGGAGAGCACUAGGGUUCUUGAAGCCUGAGAAUGGUCUGCGUCAGGUCUGCUUUCACGUCUUGAGGCAUCCCGUCACCGAACCGCUGGUACUUCUCGUUAUACUGCUGCAUGCAAUCAUUCUCGCAGCGGAUUCUUUCACAGCAGAGGCGAACGGCUGGGGUGAUUGGACUGAUUGGACCCUCCUUGGAAUUUUCACAUUUUAUACGCUGGAGCUUGGCACUCGUCUUAUUGUCUCUGGUGUGCUUUUCAACCCCGAAGAGCAGAGUGCUCGAAAUGCUCCAGGAGCGCCGCCGCCUUCAUCUACAGCAUUACCUCAGCAUCUUUCUGCAUACAACAGGACAAUGCCUAUCGUGGCAACACUCGGACGUAGUCGAGAGCAAGCCGUCAGCAAUAGCAUCAAAUUCGUGAGACGGGCAUUCUUGCGAAAGUCCGCAAAUAGGUUCGACCUCAUUUGCGUCCUCAGUUUCUGGCUCUCAUUUGGCUUGUCCGUCACAGGCGUCGAGCUGAAAUAUCAUUUCUACUUGUUCAGAGUAAUUAGCUCGUUGCGUAUCAUUCGGUUGCUCAACAUCACGGAAGCGACCGCGACAAUCCUACGCAGUCUAAAGACUGCUGGUCCACUCUUGAGCGAUGUAGCCUUCUUCGUUGCCUUUUUCUGGGUCUUCACUGCUAUCAUCGGUGUUCAGGCUUUCAAAGGCUCGCUACGCAGAAGUUGUGUCUGGGUCGAUCCAAGUGGUCUUCAAGCCAAUAUCACUACAGAAUUGCAGUCUUGCGGCGGGCAUCUCUCUGACGGGGUCGCUCGUGGGUAUCUUUUGGACAAUUGGCAGUCCUCCAACGAUGCACCAAAGGGCUAUCUCUGCCCAGAACAAUCUUAUUGCGUCCAAGGGUCGAAUCCUUACGGCGGGACGGUCAGUUUCGACACCAUCUGGAACGCCAUGGAACUUGUCUUUGUCAUCAUCUCUUCGAACACGAGCACCGACUUGAUGUACCAAACCAUGGCCUCAGAUCGUUUCCUUGCUUGUCUUUUCUUCAUUUGCAGCACCCUUCUGCUCACAUUUUGGCUCAGUUCCCUUUUCAUUGCUGUGGUGACAAACUCUUUUUCUGUCAAUCGAGAGGAACAGCGCAGACUGGCGGCCAAAGCAAAGGCUGUCAAGAGGAAUCUGCAAACAAAUCCAAGUCCCGGAGCAGCACAACCCCCUGGACUCAAGUUCUGGAGCCGAAUGAAUGGCUUCUGGCUAAGUGUCAUUGUCAUCUCGCUGGCUGCCGAUGGAGCUAGAAAGGCGCACAUGUCAGCUCAGUCGAAGUUCAUCCUCGAUACGGCCGAAGUGGUAUUCACGGUCAUGUUCGCAGUUGAGAUCGUCCUCAGAUUCUUGGCGCAUCUCCCAAAUUGGAGAUCGUUUCUCACAAAGUCAAACAUCUUUGAUAGCUUCCUUGUGCUCAUCACUUGUCUGAUUGAGGUGCCUCAAAUUCGCGGCAUUGGCAGCAAUGAUGAGCUCUACAGAUGGCUUUCAGUCUUUCAGAUCCUACGUGUCUAUCGUGUGAUCCACGCAAUACCCUUUACAAGACAUCUAUUGGCGCGCAUCGUUGGCGACGUACACAGCUUGCUGAAUCUACUGUUCUUCGUCAUGGUCUCUGUCUUGAUUGGCGCGUUGCUCGCAGCACAACUGCUCCGGGGUGAAGUGUCUGAUGAGCUGUACGGAGAACAGCAGUUUGUGACGUUCAAAAACAUUUACAACUCCUUCUUUGGCAUGUAUCAAAUCAUGUCGACUGAGAACUGGACAGUUAUCUUGUACGGCAUCCAAAUGGCACAGGCUAAAUGGAAAAUGGCAUGGCUUGGAGCUACCUUUGCAAUUGUCUGGUUCAUCUAUGCGCAAUUCAUUAUGAUGUCUUUGUUCAUUUCAGUUCUUUCUGAGAGUCUGGAGGUCAGCGAAGAGGCUAAGAGGCGCGAGCAAGUCAAGACCUUUGUUCAAAGGACCUUGCCUUCGCUAGUUGGACACGACAAGGCCACGCCAGCAAUGGCAACCAUCGUGAAACGUUCGCGGCCACGCUCUGCAACCAUUGACGAAUUUGGGAACAUGAUGAACGCCAAAAGUGUGCAAGCUUUCCUGGCUGACGAGAUAGAGCCUCUCGGCAAGCGAGCCAUGACAAUGCAGAAUCAAUUUCAAGGCCCAAUUCUGCGGCUAUGGGACACCUGUGUGGCAAAAGUCAUGCCCCUCAGUAGCAAGUCCCCUGAGCAGCGCAACCCAUUCAGCAGUCGCUUUGAGCUUGUCACCGAGGAGAGCAUCUCCUCUAUGCAACCUCACACCAUUGCGGAACAGGUCAUUGAAGCCCACGGAGACCUGCGCAUGCAGCAAUUGGCGUAUUUGGCAAGGCAUCCAGAAUAUAAUUAUGCUCUUUGGUUCCUCAAGCCGCAAGCAAAACUACGCUCUUGGUGUCAGUACCUUGUUGCUUGUAGUUGGGGCGAGCGAAUGCAAGGACAUCCUCCGUCCGCCAAGCUGUGGUAUGCCUUCUCAGCAGUGACAUAUGCGUGUACACUAUGCAUCGUCAUCUCAGCCUGCAUGGUUACGCCAAUCUACCAGAAGGCUUAUAAGUUACAGGGUGGGCAGCAUGGAAUAGCCUGGUACACCUGGCUUGAUUUAGGUCUGACCGUUGUCUUUACGCUGGAAGCCUGCUGUAAGGUGUUUGCAGACGGAUUUUACCUCACCCCCAAUGGCUAUCUACGCAACACAUGGAAUAGGCUCGAUUUCAUGGUGCUUUGUACACUGUGGGUGAAUUGUGUUGCUGAUAUUGUGGACGACGGCAGUGUCAGUCGUGCUUUUCGUGCCUUUAAAGCAUUGAGGGCCUUGAGGCUCGUCAAUAUCUCCGACAAGACCAAGGAAAUAUUUCACGACGUUUUGAUCGCAGGAUUCUGGAAUAUUUUAGGUGCUGCUGUCGCCUCGCUCGCCCUAUUGAUUCCGACCGCUAUCUGGGCGCAAAAAAUGUUCAGUGGGCUUCUGGCCGGAUGCAACGACUCUGAUGUCGCCAACAAAGCCUCCUGCAUCAACGAGUUUUUCUCGACGCCAGCAGCAUGGUCGAUCCUCGUGCCGCGACAAUGGGCCAAUCCGCGCUCUUACUCAUUCGAUGAUUUUGGUAGUUCCCUGCUGAUUUUGUUCGAGAUCGUUUCUCAAGAAGGCUGGACCGCUGUGGCAGCUUCAGCAGCUGGUAUCACCGGUAAAGACCUACAGCCUCAAUUCCAACCUGAAGCAUCUACUGAAAAUCGCAUGUUCUUCGUGCUUUUCAACAUGGCGGGUGCCGUCUUUGUGUUGACGUUGUUCAUCGCUGUUAUUCUACAAAACUACAGCGAGAGAUCUGGCCUCGCGUUUCUGACGACUGAUCAACGCUCGUGGCAAGAAAUCAAACUGCUUUUGAGCCAAGUCCGGCCAAGUCGUCGUCCUGCUGACGCCCCGAAAACCAAAUGGCGCCGCUGGGCCUUUUUCGCCGUGAAGAAACACAGCACAUGGCAGCGAAGUGUGUUUGCGGUGUAUGUCAUUCACACCGUCAUUCUGAUGACUGAACACUUUGCGAGUAAGCCAGCGUACAUGAUUACGCGAAAUACACUAUUCUUCGUCAUCCUUGCUUUCUACGCUGUCAACCUGGCGGUUCGCGUUGUGGGUCUGGGCUGGAGACUGUUCUUGAAAAGUCGAUGGAACAUUUACAAUCUCGCUAUCCUGCCUUUCGCCAUGACAGCCUCAGUUUUGACGGCGAUCUAUGCAGACAACGUUGCCUUUGGCACGCUCCAAAAAGUCUCUCUGGUCCUGCUGGCUAUGAACCUGAUUCAUGCUAUCGAUUCACUGGACACGCUUGCGAAAGUGGCUUCAGCUUCGGUUCCGAUUCUUGCGAGUCUGUUUGCUACUUGGCUUGUUCUCUUCAUCACCUUUGCCAUCGCAUUCAAUCAGAUUCUCGGCCUUGUCAAGAUUGGUGACAAUGGUGACCACAAUCUUAAUAUGAGAAGUGUCUCGAAAGCUCUAGUGGCCUUAUAUCGCAUGAGCCUUGGCGAAGGCUGGAAUGCCUUCAUGCAUGAUUUCACCGUGCAAGAGCCGUAUUGCACGGACAGUGCCAAUUUUUACGACUCCGAUUGCGGCAACCCUGCUUGGGCUUACUUUCUCUUCAUUGCCUGGAACACAAUGUCUAUGUACAUUUUUGUCAAUAUUGUGCUUUCGCUGGUAAUGGCCAAUUUUAGUUACGUUUACCAACGCACUGGCUUCAUGGGCAACAUCACGAGAGACCAAAUUCGCCAAUUCAAGCAAGUCUGGGCCAAGUUUGACGACGGAACAGGCCAUAUUGCCACUGAAGAUGUUGCAAAGUUUCUACACAACCUGACAGGUGUAUUUGAGGUCAAGAUCUAUCCUCAAGAACUUUGUGUUGGCCGCUUGCUGGCAGAGUGCACUUUGCCGUCAGCCAAUCCAUCGACCCGAGAGGUCAAUCUUGCCUUAUUGCGAUCCAGUCUCCGCAACAUCGAUGUUGACACCAUAAAGAAGCGAAGACUGAUAUACGAGUCCAUCCAUACAGAACUGACGCGGAUUGAUCCAAAGAACCGCGUCUCAUUUGGGCAGACCCUGCUGGUCAUUGCCUACAACAAAUUUAUCGAUCAAGAUAGAAGUCUGCAGCUUCUGGAGUUCUUCAGACGCCGCGAAAUACGCAUACGCGUUAUGCGCAGUCUUCGACAAGAGCAAGUUGUCAUCUUUCUUGAAAGAGCAUGGAGUAAACGGAAAUUAGCCAAAAACAAGAUGGUCUUAGACGGCAAUUUCGACAGUAGCUAUCUGUCUCUUGAGACCGAGGAUAUUGGGAAUUCGCCGACAGCAAUGGCGUCUACAAAUGCAGCGCAGCCUAUGCAUUCGUCACGUCACGUUUCCAGUCGUUCAGUGACUUCAGCUUUGCCCAUUAAUCAACUUGCUGAAGCUGAUACUGAAGAGAAGGCCUUGGACGACUUACUGCACAAGUCAGUCUGGGCUGAGGCAUUUGCAGAAGAUACUACACAGAUGCAGCUACGACACUAA
Messenger RNA from Protomyces lactucae-debilis, 5184 nucleotides. RefSeq names its product Ion transport protein-domain-containing protein. The transcript has 4 exons. Gene Ontology annotation, molecular function: high voltage-gated calcium channel activity. NCBI's taxonomy places the organism in Eukaryota, Fungi, Ascomycota, Taphrinomycetes, Taphrinales, Protomycetaceae. Bases 1 to 5184 code for a protein of 1727 amino acids. Gene Ontology annotation, cellular component: voltage-gated calcium channel complex; membrane. The record is from RefSeq and is a predicted model, not a curated record. Gene Ontology annotation, biological process: calcium ion import across plasma membrane.